AAUGAUUUCUGUUUAACCAGAAGGUUCAAAACCAUAGAAAUUUUAAGGAGGUCGAAUUCAUUUAAGGCCUAUUGAUAGCAUAGGAAGAGACUUUGAUUUAGGAACUAUUGAAACUAAAGGAAGAAGACAUUUUUCUUUUGAUCCAACACCUGUUAUGCAAUAUAAACCUCAAUUAAGGGUUGGCUUUCCGAAAAAUGUCACUAAUCCUGAAAUAUUAUUCACCUACAAGAGUCAAGGAGGGCCUGAUAAAUUAACAUACAUGCCUCCAAUCAAGAAGCACAAAGAGUUUAUUUCAACAAUGAGAAAAACCGUAAUUAACAAAGAAGUAAUUUUAUGAAUUUAUUUUAGUAUGAAGAAUAAUAAACUGAAAACCGCAGAAUGAUUGAGGAGUUGGAUGUUUGGGAAAAAAAGUUUAGAAAAAAAUGA
Messenger RNA from Paramecium sonneborni, 426 nucleotides. The record is from the annotation of a GenBank genome assembly. Lineage: Eukaryota; Ciliophora; Oligohymenophorea; Peniculida; Parameciidae.